Aspergillus pseudoviridinutans is the source of this 1002-nucleotide messenger RNA. Its product is annotated as aldose epimerase family protein. Lineage: Eukaryota; Fungi; Ascomycota; Eurotiomycetes; Eurotiales; Aspergillaceae. Gene Ontology annotation, biological process: beta-D-galactose catabolic process via UDP-galactose, Leloir pathway; glucose metabolic process. The transcript has 2 exons. The record is from RefSeq and is a predicted model, not a curated record. The coding region runs from base 1 to 1002 and encodes 333 amino acids. Gene Ontology annotation, molecular function: carbohydrate binding; aldose 1-epimerase activity.
AUGUCUGGGGAAUCUGGAUUCACCUUUCUGCCUCUCGGAGCCAUCAUCCAGGAGUUCUGCGUGGGAGAGAAGAAUCUCGUUCUUGGCUUCAACACCCAGGACCAGUAUGAUAAAUACAACUCGCCUCACUUUGGCGCAACAAUAGGUCGCGUGGCCAACAGGAUCAAGGAUGCCGUCAUCCAAAACCUGAAUGGUCGGGACUACACCUUGGCCAAAAACAACGGGCCCAACUCACUACAUGGCGGGGAGAAAGGCUGGGGCAAGCGCGUCUUUGACGGCCCUCAGACCGUGAAGCGCGAUGGCAAGGAUGCCCUGCUGUUCAAGUACCUCAGCAAGGACGGCGAGGAAGGCUUUCCCGGCACAGUGGAAGUGCGGGUCUGGUACACGGCCAGUAAGGAGGAUAGCGACAGUCCCAGCUCCAAGACAGUCCUAACUACCGAGUAUGAGGUUGAGUUUGUGGGCGACGAGUGUGAGGAGACGGUUGUCAACAUGACCAACCAUAGUUAUUUCAACCUCGGCAACGGCCCUACCAUCGAAGGCACCAAGGCCCAAUUGUCCACCGCCGACUACCUGCCCGUCGACUCCACCGGCAUCCCGCUUGGCAACAUCGACAAAUUCCCUCUGGACGUGUCCAAGCCCUUCGUCCUCGGCGCGGCCGACCCUGACAUUGACGAUGUGUUCCUGAUGGAGACCGAUCCAUCCAAGGUCGUUUUGGACUCGCGCAGUCAGCCCUUGAAACUGCUGGCGCAGUUCAGCCACCCGGACACGGGCCUGCACCUGGAGGUACACAGCACCGAGCCCGCGUUCCAGUUCUACACGGGCAAAUACAUCGACGUGCCCGCGAUGGACGGACUGCCACAGCGCGUGGCUAGAGCUGGCUUCUGCGUGGAACCCAGCCGAUAUGUCAAUGCGCCCAACGAGCCGGCAUGGCGGCCAAUGGUGCUUUUGAAAAAGGGACAGAUUUUCGGAUGCAAGACCGUGUACAUGGCCUGGAAGGCAUGA